Molecule: messenger RNA, 1968 nt
Organism: Durusdinium trenchii
Lineage: Eukaryota; Dinophyceae; Suessiales; Symbiodiniaceae
Source: the annotation of a GenBank genome assembly
AUGGCAGCGGCACAAACGUCGGAGUUUGACUUCGAGGGCUUCAUCGGCCAUGGCUCCUUUUGCCAGGUGGAGCGUUGCGUCCAUCGAGCCACCGGCAGCAGCUACGCCGCGAAGCGCGUGGUGAAGAGCAAGCCUCACGUGCUGCAGGGCAUCGUCAUGGAGGUCCAUUGCCUUCGCCGGCUGCAGGAGUCACCGUGGGUAGUGCAGAUGGCCUACGAGAUCGACCUGGAGAUGGAGUGGAUUGGCAUUUUGGAGCUCUGCGAGGGGGAGCUCUGGGAGGAAAUCAAGCACUGUGGCUGCUUUCCCUCAGAAGGCCUUUGGUAUGCUCGACAAAUGCUGGAAGCGCUUGUGGCCGUCCAUGAUUUGGACAUCGUGCAUCGGGACAUCAAGUGCGAGAACUUUCUACUCACUGCUGAGAGGAAGGUCAAACUGAUUGACUUUGGAACAGCCCGCGAUGCGGCGCACCCGGAGGUGCCGACCAUGAUGCUCGGCCCCCAAUACGAGCACCACGUGGGGACGCCCAACUUCAUGUCACCCGAGGCCAUCGAAGGCACUGGCAACGACCGGAGAAGCGACUUGUGGUCGUUGGGCUGUGCCAUUUAUCAGCUGCUUCUGGGAGCUGCGCCCUUCAACGCUCCCACGCCCUUCAUGAUCCUCACGAAGGCCCAAGCAGGGCAACUCUGGAUUCCCAGCACCGGGAUGUUCAGCGCCGAGCUGCAGUUGAUCCAGCAGCUGACGACCAAAGAUCCUGCUGCACGCCUGGGGGCCUCCUCCACCCGCCAUGCUCUUGAGGGGGGGCUCCUCCCCACGCGCGGAACGUGCUGCGCCCCGCUGGCACCGCGCUCAGCCCUGCAAGGGGCGGUGGUGCGGCUGUGCCGUGCUGUGGUGGCCGAGAGUGACUCCCGAGCACUAGAGGAGGACCCGCCCCCUGCAGGGGAGUGCCUCUUUGUGGCUGAUGCUGCGCAGGGCGUGCUGGCGCAGCUGGGCGUGGAGGAGAUGCCUGAGACUCAGACGCUUGAUGAGGUGCUGUCCACCCUCCGCGCAGCAGGGCUGGGGGACAAUGAGCAGGUGGUCCUAUGGCGGAGCGUGGAGCUCGCAGAGCAGCGGCUGAAGGAGAGCCGCGAGACCUUUUCCCUGGGCGGCAGUGAGAAUUCCAGCGAAGCCACCGAUGAAGAAGAGGCGGAGGAGGAAGGGAAGGACUCAGCUGCGGUGAAAGAUGCCAGCCAGCUGCCACCUGUUGGGGAAGCUUCGCCACGUCCAGUUCCGGAGGGCCAGGCGGCCAAGUGCUGCGAGUUAAUGAAGAGGCUCUCUCCCAAGCGGAUCCUCAUUGAUCCUGGAGGCCUUGGCCUUGGCGAAGGGAAUGCAGGCCUUCGACCCGACCAAGAGACCCGAGAUGACCCAGAGAGGAUCUCGAACGCGGUCUCGGUCUCGCACGGCUCUGAGGCCGAUUUGGUCUUGGUCGUCAUGGGGCUGUCCAUGUCGAUCAUUUUAAUGAAUAUUUUGAUUGGCGUGCUGGCUGAGAGCUACAACCGAGGUUGGGAACACCGAGAGCGGCUCUUCCUCUUGGAGCGCUCGCGGUUAGUGCUCCAACAUUUCACCUCGAAUCGGGGCUGGAAGAAAUGCUGUAGCCUGUGCCGGCGGCGGCGGGUACAAGGAGAGAUGGGGGGGAAGUUUUGGCGGGUCUUCAAGUGCCCUAGAAGGAAAGACAACUUCCAGGGCCUCCGGUCCGGGCCAGGUCACCGGCGACCUCCACUGGGCAUCGCCCAGGUGUGGUUUGCCUUCCCGAAGGAUCCAGCCUCAUGGGGAGAGAUGCAGACCGAUGCCGAGGGCGAUGCCACCAUGAACGUCCAUGAGAAGGUCACGGAGCUGCGCCGCGAGAUCCGCGAGAUGAUGCAUGGCAAGCUGAAGACUCACCAGGCCGACGUGCUUCGGGGGCGAAACGUGCUUCGGGGGCGGUGCCGAGCGUGA